Messenger RNA from Planococcus citri (citrus mealybug), 1401 nucleotides. RefSeq names its product farnesyl transferase alpha (gene Fnta). The coding region runs from base 154 to 1125 and encodes 323 amino acids. The transcript has 7 exons. Gene Ontology annotation, biological process: protein farnesylation; protein geranylgeranylation. The record is from RefSeq and is a predicted model, not a curated record. Gene Ontology annotation, molecular function: protein farnesyltransferase activity; CAAX-protein geranylgeranyltransferase activity. NCBI's taxonomy places the organism in Eukaryota, Metazoa, Arthropoda, Insecta, Hemiptera, Pseudococcidae. Gene Ontology annotation, cellular component: cytoplasm; protein farnesyltransferase complex; CAAX-protein geranylgeranyltransferase complex.
CGGUGAUAACGUUAUCAAAAAUAUUUCUGAAUUUUUUCUCGAAAAUUUUGAAUCAUGAAUCACUAAAAAAAACACUCAACGCUGGAUAAUUUUUAAUGAAUUUCUUCAAAACAACGCACUAAAUUCAUCGCUACUGCUUCAUCUUCUUACAUAAUGAGCGAUUGUAGUUCAGACGAAGGUUCCGAAGAAUGGAUUCCGUACAAGGAUCGUCCAGACUGGAGUGAUAUUCAACCAAUUGCUCAAAACGAUGGUCCUUUUCCAGUAGUUGCUAUUGCGUAUCCUGAUAAAUAUAGAGAUGUGUAUGAUUAUUUUCGUGGAGUGUUUGUCAUCGGAGAAAAAUCUGAAAGAGUGUUACGUUUGUGCACCGAUGCCUCAAUUUUAAAUCCGGCUAAUUAUACCGUAUGGCAGUACAGACGCGUUGUUCUCAAAUCACUCGGUUGUGAUCUCCGAGAUGAAUUACAAUUUAUAGGCGAUGUAAUUGAACAAAAUCCGAAAAAUUAUCAAGUCUGGCAUCAUCGAAGAGUUAUAAUCGAAUGGCUAGACGAUGGAAGCACAGAGCUCGCGUUCACGAAGAAAUUAUUAGAUUUAGAUGCGAAAAAUUAUCACGCAUGGCAGCAUAGACAAUGGGUUUUAACUAAAUAUAAAUUAUUCGAUGGAGAACUCGAUUACAUCGAUGAGUUGCUUACCAGAGAUAUUCGUAAUAAUUCUGCCUGGAAUCAUCGCUACUUCGUGAUAAAUACCGGAAAGCAAGGCUUUACCCCUGAUGUAUUGAGUCAAGAAAUUAAAUACGUAGCGAACGCGAUUCAAAACGCUACCAAGAACGAAAGUGCCUGGAAUUAUCUCAGAGGAAUACUGUUAUUUCACGAACAAGGUUUAAACCAUCCUGAUGUGAUAGCCUUCUGCGAACAAUUAUACAAAGAUGAUUCGCGUUCGCCUCAUUUACUAGCUUUUUUAGCUGAUCGAGCUGUCGAACUUGUAGAAAAAGAUAUUGAUCGAGAGAAAAAUCUGCAAGUAGCUGUAAAGCUUUAUCGUGAUCUCGCUGAAGAAUAUGAUAAAAUGAGAGCUCCGUAUUGGAAUUAUCUUAUCGAAGGUUUGCAGAAAUUCAACAGUCAUUCGAAAUUUUAAAUUUGCCAUAGGAUUAUGUUUUGGUUUUAAUAUUUAUCAUUGAUUCGUUCAUUUCGUUGAUUGAUUUUUUAAUUAUUAUUUUUUUUUGUAAAUCGUGCCUUGAAAUGGUAUUUUAUUAAUAUGUACUAGAUGUACGUAAUUUACGAGAGUCAACUCAGUAUUUUUGGAACCUGUCUGCAAUACCAGUUCAUUAAUACGAUGAAUCUUCGUUGGAAAUGUUUUCCUUCUUUCGUUCCAAGUAUUAUUAAGUAGGGUUCAAUAAAAAUAAUCAUCUUA